Peromyscus eremicus (cactus mouse) is the source of this 203-nucleotide messenger RNA. RefSeq names its product ATP synthase membrane subunit K, mitochondrial-like. The transcript has 2 exons. The record is from RefSeq and is a predicted model, not a curated record. NCBI's taxonomy places the organism in Eukaryota, Metazoa, Chordata, Mammalia, Rodentia, Cricetidae. Bases 1 to 177 code for a protein of 58 amino acids.
AUGGCUAGUUCAGAAAGUAUUGGUCAACUCCAGUUCACUGAUAUUAAAAAGUAUUUCAACUCUUACACUCUCACAGAUAGAAUGAAUUGUGUACUGGCCACAUAUGGAGGCAUUGCUUUGUUGGUCUUAUACUUCAAGUUAAGGCCUAAAAAAACCCCAGCUGUAAAAGCAACAUAAAUGGAUUUUGAAAUGUCUGGCCUCAU